Molecule: messenger RNA, 4028 nt
Organism: Solea solea (common sole)
Lineage: Eukaryota; Metazoa; Chordata; Actinopteri; Pleuronectiformes; Soleidae
Product: B-cadherin-like
Exons: 18
Coding region: 268-3129 (953 amino acids)
Biological process (GO): cell-cell junction assembly; adherens junction organization; calcium-dependent cell-cell adhesion
Cellular component (GO): cytoplasm; catenin complex; adherens junction
Molecular function (GO): cadherin binding; calcium ion binding
Source: RefSeq, a predicted model, not a curated record
UGUGUGGGUGUGUUCUGCCUCCAUGACCAUAUCAGGAAGACGGAGCUGCACCUGUGAGCUGACGUCACAGGUUGAAAGUACCUGCAGCGACACGUUCAGCUGAACUUCUUCAGUUAGUCAAACUACUUCCAGGACACAGGACAAAGGAGACGCCGCGGCGACGACGACUGUUCGCUGAGGAAACCGUUUCACACUCUUUACACCCUACCUUUGGUUUUUUAAGACUUUAUUUUUUGGUGGAAUAUUCAAACGAGGAUUUAAAAACAGAUGGGGACGACUCGGCUCGCCGCUGUCGCCAUUUUCUUCGUGGUUUUCCAGGUCUCAGCUUUAGUUACCGCUAAGAAGCCAGAAUGUGAACCUGGAUUCAAGUCCGAUGAAUUGAUUUUCACUGUGACCAGUAAUCACUUGAGGCCGGGCACAAAACUGGGCAGAGUGAGCUUCACUAACUGCACAAGCGUCUUGGACUUUGUUUACUUUACCAAUGACGAUCGUUUCACUCUGCACAAAGAUGGAGUAUUGUCUGUAAAUAAGCUGGUUAAUCUUCAUGGAGGACGCCAUGAGUUUGCUAUGCAUUCUUCCAGUGGUCACAAAAUGACAAUAGUCAAGUUAGUACACAAUGGGCAUCAUCAUGGACAUCACCACAAAGGGCACCAUGAGGAAAACCAUGGGCAUCACCGUGGACAUCACCGUGGGCAUCACCUUGGGCGUAACCACGAAAGACCCCAUGAUGGUCACCAUGGGAGAAUGCAUGGCAACAACCACAGGUCCCACAAUGGCAGUCACCAUCAAAUUGUUGAGCAUCACUCUGGAGAACAGAAACACCAUGACCAUCAGCUCAUUCUGACUCAAGUGGUUUCUGCCAACAACACUCAGAGUUCAACCGUGUCAGAGGAAGUGCCUCUCCUGGUUUUCCCAAAGUCAAGUUCUGGGAUAAGGAGGAGGAAGAGGGACUGGGUCAUUCCUGAUCUCAAUGUUCCAGAGAAUCACAAAGGACCUUAUCCCCAUAAAGUGUCACAGAUCCGUUCAAAUGAAGAUAAAGUUAAGAAGAUUUACUACAGUAUCACGGGUCCAGGAGCUGACCAGCCUCCUCACGGCCUUUUCACUAUGGACAGGCUCACUGGUACUUUGUAUGUGACGCAGCCACUGGACAGAGAGAAGCAGGCCAAGUAUGGGUUCCAAGCACAUGCUGUUGCAGAUGGUUCAGGAAAUGCUGAAGCGCCCAUGGAUAUUAUAGUAAAUGUAAUUGAUAUGAAUGACAACAAACCCGCUUUCAUUGAAGCUACCUUCCUGGGACAAGUUCCUGAGGCCUCACCCAAAGAUUUUGAGAUUAUUAAAGCUACUGCCAUAGACAUUGAUGAGCCAGGUAAUGCCAACUCGGAUAUCAGAUACCGUCUUCUGAGCCAGGAUCCAGAGUUGCCCCGUUCCCCACUGUUUGCCAUCAACCCAGUCACAGGAGCCAUUCGAGUCAGUGCUGGUGGACUGGACAGAGAGAGAUACCCAAAGUACACUCUGGAGGUUGAAGCCGCAGACAUGGAGGGAAACGGUUUGAUUGCAACGGCAAAAGUAAUCCUCACUGUAACAGACAGCAACGACAACGCUCCGGUCUUUACAAAGCCCUCUUUUGAGGCAGCUGUAGCGGAGAAUCAAGCGGACGCUCUGGUCAUUACACUGUCAGUAACCGAUGGUGAUGAGCCUCAUUCCGCAGCCUGGAAUGCCAAGUUUAAGAUUGUCGAUGGUGAUCCUGGAGGUCUCUUCACCGUGUCGACCGGAAGUAGCAAACAGGAUGGAAUCCUUAAAACUGCCAAGGGUCUUGACUUUGAAAAGGUGUCAAAGCACACUCUGCUAAUUGCAGUGGAGAACGACGUUCCAUUUGCCACUCCGCUGCCCACUGCCACAGCCACAGUGGUGGUGAACGUGCGGGAUGUCAACGAACCACCCAUCUUCAAUCCAGUUGAGAAGUUAAUAUCGAAACCGGAGGAUCUUGCUGUUGACGCUGACAUCGUGCAAUACACAGCGUCUGACCCAGACAUUGCACGCAAGCAGACGGUCAUGUACAAAGUCAUACGUGACCCUGCUGGCUGGCUGAAUAUGGCCAAAGACACAGGCCUGAUUAAAGUGAAAAGCACCAUGGACAGAGAGUCCCACUUUGUCAAAGACAACAGAUACACAGCACUAAUUGGUGCAUAUGACAACGAUGAAGUCCCAGCCACAGGAACUGGCACUCUGAUCAUUAAGCUUGAAGAUGUCAAUGACAACGCACCCAUCAUUGAAGAACGUACAAUCACGGUUUGCAACAAAGACCCAGUUGCUCAUCUUCUUUCUGUGACGGAUAAAGACGGACCAGGUUUUGCUGCUCCUUACAGUGUCUCUUUACAUGGCACAUCGAAGACUAACUGGACCGCUCGGAUGAAUGAGUCCAGAACUGGUAUCAUCAUACAACUAGCCAUGGAGCUGGAAAGUGGAGAUUAUAAUGUGAUCCUGAGGGUUGCAGACAACCAGGGGCUGGAGCAGGACAACACCGUUCAGGUCAAGGUCUGUGACUGCACCGGAGAAGACGUGGUCUGCAACGAGAGAAUUGCAGGCACCCAAAGCCUCCCAAUGAUUCUGGGAAUACUGGGAGGCAUCCUGCUGUUGCUCAUGCUGGUGCUGCUGCUGCUGCUGUUUGCCAGACGGAGAGGAGGAGAAAAGAAGGAGCCUCUACUGCAGGACGACGAUAUCCGAGACAACAUCUACUACUACGAUGAGGAAGGAGGUGGAGAGGACGAUCAGGACUAUGACCUGGGUGUUCUCCACCGUGGUCUGGACAACCGCCCCGACGUGUUCAGGAACGAUGUGAUGCCAAACUUUGCGCCCGCUCCGCAGUACCGGCCUCGCCCUGCCAACCCAGAGGAAAUCGGCAACUUCAUUGAUGACAACCUGAAGGCAGCUGACAAUGACCCGACGGCGCCCCCCUACGAUUCCCUGCUGGUGUUUGAUUAUGAGGGUGGUGGCUCUGAUGCAGGGAGCCUCUCCUCUCUGAACUCGUCGAGCAGUGGGGACCAGGACUACGAUUGCCUCGGCGAGUGGGGACCGCGCUUUAAGAAACUGGCCGAUAUGUAUGGUGGAGGAGAGGACGACGACAUGCUGUAAAUGUAACCAAAGAACAAAAGAUAGGUAGAGGUGGAGCCACAUGUGAAUGCGUGAAUGUUAGAGUGUUGUAAGCAUGAAGUCUCAAAUGGAAUCAUCCCAGCGGGAGAAGUCUCCCAGCAGGACGUCAGUGGCCUUUGACACAGUUAUUUUUUCUUAAUGUGUGGAUUGUGGUUUAACCCGUCAGUGCAGUCCCAUUAGCAGUUAACAGCCACUGCUCAAAAACCACAGGAUGUUGCUAUUAUUUUGUACAGGAGCUCCCAUUUUGAAUGGCCAAGCUCUGCCUGUGUUUUUCAUCCGUAUUUGUUUUUGAGGCUAAAGAUGAAAAUCUGCUUUGUUUAUUCUGUGUUCAUGUUGAUUCUACAUUUAUGGAUAUAUGGAUUUUAGCCUGCUGUUAUGCUGGGGGACACUGGACACACACACAUGCUUGCAGUUGCACUGAGGACAUGUGUAGGUUUGGCAAUGUAUGGUACUUUUCUUUUCUAGUUUGCACUACAGCUCCAGUUCCAUGUACUUGUGUUUGAGGCGUGAACAGACAAAUCAUCAAAGUGAGCUGGAGGAAGCCAACCAUCAUGACAUCAGUCUGAGGGCUUGCUCAAUCACUCACCCCAAAAAUGCUUUUUUAAAAAUGAUUGCUUGGUACAUGGUCAGUACACCUCUGAAUUGCAUUGCAGUGUCAAAACAUAUUUUGUAGUUACUCCAAAUGUACUUUAUUACACUGAUUUUGGAUUUUUAUAAAACAUUAAUACAACAAUACAAUUGUGAAUGGUCUUUUAUUUUGACAGAAAUCUGUCUUUCGCUGCAAUACUUACUGUGGUGCAGAUGACUGUAGAGACAAUGCUGCCAAACUGUCUUAAAGGAAUAGUUCUGUUUCUUCUCAAAUAAACGAUACAUAUAAAUGA